Molecule: messenger RNA, 2907 nt
Organism: Physella acuta
Lineage: Eukaryota; Metazoa; Mollusca; Gastropoda; Physidae
Product: ankyrin repeat and KH domain-containing protein 1
Biological process (GO): intracellular signal transduction
Molecular function (GO): protein binding
Source: RefSeq, a predicted model, not a curated record
AAAAAAAAAAUUUAAAAAAUUGCAAACUAGGUAGUGGUAGGCUACUGGACAAGAUUAUCCUGGACGAAAAUUGACAAAUUAUAUUUUUUUUGGGCACAGAUAAGAAAAAAUGGAGGAGGCAAUUAAACGUGAUGAUUACCUGUUUCUAAACAACCACAUCAAUCAAGGAUUGAAUCAGGACAUCUUAGAGGCUCUCCUUUGUAAAUCAUGUGACUACUGUGCAGAAAAUUGUGUUGCCAUUUUACUUAAUUUUGGUGUGGACAAGGAUUGUGCAGACAGUAAUAGAUUGACACCUUUGAUGCAUGCUGUGUCAGCCAGUAGCUUGGAAAUAACCAAACUCUUAGUAACCUGGGAAUGCCAGAUAGAUAUAUUAGGUGGCCUUGACGGAAACUCAGCGCUUCACUUAGCUGCUAAACAAGGGAACAUAGAAAUCUGUAGCACGCUGAUUGCGGCAGGGGCCAACGUCAACAUACGGAACGAAAAGGACAACACACCCUUGAUUGUAGCAUCUGAGCAUGGUCACCUGCCAGUGGUGAAGCUUUUGCUGGACCACCACGCCUCCAUCAACCGUAGGGGAUACCAUGAGUGCUCGGCUCUACAUGAGGCCACGGAACAAGGCCACUAUGAGAUCUGUUCAUAUCUCAUCACAGCAAAAGCUGGAUUAGAAGAUGAAGACACCUUUGGUAACACCCCUUUGAUCAGGGCAGCUGAGAAAGGUCACAUUAACCUUGUUCUGUUGUUCCUGGCACAAGGGGCUGAUGUCAACCGGGUCAGCCAUAGUGGGACAACCGCCCUGCACUAUGCUGCCAAGGAAGGUUGGACUGCAUGUUGCAAGGUGUUGUUGCACCAUGGAGCUGAAAUAGAUGCCCAGGACAUCCGGCGCUUCACCCCCCUGAUGAUGGCCACCCUGGAGGGGCGGGUCAAGGUCCUCCAGCUGAUGCUUGACGCCAGGUGCAACGUCAACAUGGCUGCUUACAACCGGCGCACAGCCCUGCACUACGCAGCUGAGCGUGGAUACACUGAGUGCUGUAAGAAGCUGAUUGACUCCGGGGCUUUCAUGGAGAGCUUGGACUCUGAGAGAUGUUCAGCAGCCAUGUUAGCUGCGGCCAAAGGCAAUGUUGAGACUUUGAGGCUGUUCAUCAACAACAAGGCUGACCUUCAUCACUGGACCUCGCAAGACCUGUCCAUCCUCCACCUGGCCGCGGAGGGGGGGAGCAUCGAGUGCUGUGAGCUGCUCAUCAAACACGGCAUCAGCGUGGAUAUCCGCAACACCGAAGGCGUCACUCCGUUCAUCAGCGCCGUUCGCAACUUCCGUCUGCCGACAAUUUUAUAUUUCCUCAACCACGGUUGCUCGUUAGAGAAAUUACCGGGAGAAAAAUUCACCGCGCUCAACGAAGCCGUGUCGAGGGAUCUCGACAGGUUUAUAAUUAAAAAGAUGUUAGCCUGCGGGGCUAACCCUAACUCUGUAGACCAUGUGAAUGCUCUCCCUUUAUGGUACGCCGUCGACAACGCAAACUUCCCCGUAGUCAAACUCCUCCUGCAAAGCAACAGCGACUUCAGCAAACAGAAUGAAUCGUACGCCUCGCACUGCAGCCCAUGUUCUCCCAUAAUCCACUCCGUUCACAAAGAAAACCCCACCUUGGUACAGUGGCUGGUUGCCGCCUACGCUGAAGAAGGGGCGACCAUCUUGAGGAACAUGAACAUCUUCUACGCCAUGCUGCAGAUGGAGGACCUGAGCAUGGCGGAGAUAAUGAGCGAGACCCUCUUCAAGCCACAGAGCCUGCUGCGGCUCUGCCGGCGCAGGAUCCGCAAAACUCUGGGCAGCGGCCUGUCGGUCAGCAGCAAGAUCUCACGCCUCCAGCUGCCCCCUCUGCUCACCAGCUACAUGAUGUUCAGUGACCUUGACCUCAGAGAAAUGACCGGUUGAGCUACCUUUCGUACAUUCGACAUAUUCUGUAUAAAAAAAUUUUUUUUAAUUAAUGUGCAAUAGUAGACGCCUUUAGAUUGUUGUAUAUCUGUGUUCACCUGUAAUUCACCUCAGUCUUAAAGAAAAAUAGUUUGAUGGUUGUGAAUUAUUAGUGCAGUAGAUCUUGUUGGUAGAAUACCUCUUUAGUAGCAAUAGAUCUAAAAUAUAUGGUAUGUAGGUAUAGUGAAAAAAAAAAACAUUCUUUAUGUUGUGUCUACAGGAUUUGAUAAUCAGUACAUUUUUUUUAAAAAUGCUCAAGUUGCAACACUUGUUGUGAUACUUCAUCCAUAGUUAUCUUGUUUAACUUUAAUGCCUUCCAUUUAUUUCAUUCAAAGAUAAAAUGCUCAACUUAGCAUUAACAGUUAUAUAAGGUCUUCAAAUUAAAAUACAAAAAAAAUAUAACAAAAUAAAAAUAGUAAUGUAUUAUAUCCAAUGUAGUUUAGUUCAAUAUUUCAUUAUUUUUUGUUAUCUUGUUUUUCAUAUAUUUGGUUGAAUUUAUGUAAAUUUACUGUUACAUUAAGAUGAAUUUUUACACCAAUAUGUAACCUCGUUAAAUAUUUGAUGUGUGCAAUUGUAUUUUUUUUACACACUUCAGCUUUAACACAGUUAAAACAAUACCUGAUGAAGACUGAAUGUUCCUGUUUUUAUAUGAGGAUGAUAUGUUUCAGUGCUAACAUGGUGGGCAAUACACUAACAUACUUUUUAUUUUUAACACAAAUAUCUGACAAGAAUAGAGUUAAGGUUGUGAAAUAGGUGCACAAUUUGGUGCCCAAGUUAAAUAAACCUUGAUUGUUGCACAAUGUGAUGCCCAGUGCAAUAGAUUUGAAAUGUUGCACAAUUUAGUGCAGAAUGAAAUAGAUUUUAAAUGUAGCACAAUUUGAUGCUCAGUUGAAUAAAAUUUAUAAGUUGCACAAUUUGGUGCCCCAGUUGAAUAGAUGUUA